This is a messenger RNA of Rhagoletis pomonella (apple maggot), 5802 nucleotides long. RefSeq lists its product as uncharacterized. The record is from RefSeq and is a predicted model, not a curated record. NCBI's taxonomy places the organism in Eukaryota, Metazoa, Arthropoda, Insecta, Diptera, Tephritidae. The transcript has 6 exons. The coding region runs from base 1 to 5712 and encodes 1903 amino acids. Gene Ontology annotation, biological process: protein phosphorylation; mitotic spindle assembly checkpoint signaling; meiotic sister chromatid cohesion, centromeric. Gene Ontology annotation, molecular function: protein kinase activity; ATP binding.
AUGAUGACGACAGGUAGCUGCUCUUCCAAACAAGGCAACGCACCGGUUCCAGUAUUUCAUGACGAAAAUGCCAACCCAAACUUGCCGCUUGCCAUAGCUACAACGACGGAAACUGAAAGAGAAACUGCGGCUUUUGAAGAACCUAAAUCGGUUGCCGGCUCAAUUAUUGAUGCAGCACGCAAUCAGGAAAAUCGUAAGGAACCUGGUCCAUGGAAUAAAGCUCAUGAUAAGAAAACGCCAGGAAAGCUGUUUGCCAAAGUUCCAACUAAUACCGAUUUAGGAUUUAGUAUACACGAAGACGUUGAAAUGGCACAAGAUGAAGACGAUGAAUUCACCAAGCCGCUGCAGCCACCGAUCACAGAAGGGGAACGUAAUUAUGAUAAGCCUUUCAAAUAUCCUCCCAAUUUUAAAAGUAAAAACUUACCACAAAAAGAAUGGAUCACACCGGUCACUAUUGAAAAUGAACCAGAUUCACGAACGCUUCCCAAAUAUAAUAAAUGUUAUAUGUACCCUCGACCUAAUGUAGAAUUUCAGCCAGAGGAAUAUCUAGCAUAUCGCUUCUUUCGAAAGCGCGGCAUAUCAAAUGAAUUUACUGAAAAGCGCAAGCCUUAUUGGUCUAAUGGUAUAGAUUUCAAUAUACGCCAGUAUCCCAAUUUCGCGAAAAAAUCUAGACCACAACAAUUGGGUAAAUCAGAUACUUAUUUCGAGCCAGAAAAUUUAAAAAGUUUGGUCGUAUGCUUUGGCAAGAUGUAUAACCCAAAAGAGAAAGUUGAGUACCAAGUAGAAGAGUUAAUGGCCCAACGCUUACGUCGAAAUGAUACGAUUUUGAUGACCGCUGAUAUGGAUGAGACAUCAUGCGAAAUUAGCGAACGUGUUCAACGACGCAAAAGUUUCUUCCCCACCCGCAGAUCCAUAGCGCCCAAAUAUGCUAUGACAGCUACAAAGAAUAAUGAAGAUGAAGUUGCGACACAAAGAAAACACAUUAGUGAAUUUACGGAGCUUGAGACAAAAACUAAAGAUAUCGAGCCGGUUGUUGCAGUUAUGGAUAAAAAGGAAGUAACUAAAAAUAUCAAUGAGCCUCCUGUACCUGCAACUAAAUCCGAACUGCCAUUCGAAAUAUUCGAAGAUACAACUAGUACAAUCACGCCCACAGCGCCGGCCGCUGAUUUGGCCAAAGAAGUUGUAAUUUUCCAUGGUGAGGUGCCUUCUGCAAGUGGCCCAGAUUUUAUGUUCAAAACUCCUGCAUUGCCUAACUCAACUUCCUUGGGGUCGACGGCAUCGAAAGCCCAAUCCACGAAUAAACUCGGAUUUGAAAUUUUUUCUGAAACUUGUUCAGUUGAGACACAGCCAAUAGCAAGUGCCAUGGAAGGGGCUGUGGGGGGUGCAGUUUAUGAUCCUGAAGAAACAUGUUCAACGCAAACAUUUAAUAUAUUUAUCAAAUCGCAAUCGGUUAGCACACCAAAGAUGCUGCAAAAAAGUGCACCACGCAAAUUUGGUUCAGUUUUGAAGAGUAUUCCGAAUCCUCCAGAAAUUCUGGACAGCCCAGAGUUUCCCUCUGCAGUUGAACCCAAUGUCGAUGAGCAGGAAAAUGCUCUCAAAGGCACAUCCGAGUAUUCGCCAGAAAUGGUAAAACAGCUAUCAACCAUUUUAGAAACCUCGGAGCAUGGCACCACUCAAGGCACUCACACAACAGGUGGUACGACAACAAAGUCCAGUAGUAGUACUUCCGAUGGGGAGGGCGAACGUGAGGUUUUAACACGCCUCAUAAUGCCACAUACUGAGUUAGAAACACUAGAAGAGCGAUCACGUGAAUCGUCCACCAUGCCGCCAGAAGUGGUUGUGUCCAUGGAAAACAUCAGUCUGCAAAGUAAUACAACAACACAGGCCGCAAAUAUAGCUCGGGCAGCUGAAGAUGAGAUGGCUCAUAAAGAGUUGCCAACUAUUGCUACUACCACCGUUGUUGCGCAGGCAGCAACUCCGGCAGAUAUUCGUUUACAAACCGAUGUACACAUACCAGCUAACGCUUUAAAUUUUUCUAUAUUCGAAGAUGAUCGUACUGAGCCGCUCAAAAUUAAACAAGCUGGCAAUUUUACGCGCAUUGAUGAGCCAGAGGACACUGCGGCUGGAUAUGCUAUACGCAGUUUACGUUUUCAAGAGGACAAGACUGAGACUAUGCCUAAAAUGCUGAUGCAUUCGCGCUCAAUAGUUAAAUUUCAGGAAGACAAGACGGAAACAUUGCUUAAAAUCCCCAUAGCACCAACUGCAAUGAUGCAGUUGGAAGCAGAAAAAACUGAUACGAAGAUUGCGCUAGAUCCACCCCAACUGCCAGCUAUUAAAAAUGUCAGUUCGAAUUUGGAUGAUUCAUUUGAGUUUUUUGGACAGACUCCGCCUGGGAAAAGUAUACUGCACCCAAGGUAUGAAGUUUCUGCAUUUAAGGAAUGCAUGGAGGCACGUACCCCAGCAUCUAAACGUCACUGUGAUGCCGAUACACCAGACGUAAUGCACUUGAAGGCAGCGCAAGCUAUACAAAAGCAGACUACCAACUCUUCAUCGAAGAGUGCUUUAACGGCCUUCAAGGGCCCAGCACUUUUCGAGGAUGAACUAGAUAAAGGGGCAUUGAAGAAAGAUGCUCUUUCAUUUUCUACCACCAAACCUCAGAGCGCCCAAAAGCCCAUGGGGCCUUCAGUGCCAGCUGUACACAGAGUAAUCGCGCGCGAUUCGUUUAUGCCUGAUUUCUCUUUUAUUGAGGAGUCACAACCACAACCGGAGGCCAUUGCUGCCAGGACAAAUACUCUGGCCAAUGCCAAUGCAAAACCGAAAGAGUGUUCGACGAAUGUUAUAUUAACUACUGAUACGAACUUAGAAAAACGUAAGCUGGGAGUGGAAUCGCAAGAUUUACAUCAAUCCGCUGCAAGGAAAGCUGCGGAACAAAAUAACAUACAGGAGCAGCAAGCAAAAUCGGACUUAAGUGAUUCCUACUUGAAAGAUUUCUCUGAAAUUAUGGACUCACAACCACAAUCUGAUAAUAAGUGGCAUAGGUCUGCUACCAAAAGUAAGCUUACCGAAAUACAAGCAACGAAAUCAAGUGGAAAUGUAAGUAAUUCGUUUCUCAAAGACUUUUCGCUAGUAAUGGAAUCACAGCCCACCAAAAAGGAAAGUCAAAAAGAAAUUGAAUUUGUUAAAAUGGUGGCGCCAAGCACAACAAACGACGAAGAAAGAGCUAAAUUUGAUCUUGGUAGCUCCUACCUUAAGCAUUUUUCUAUGGUGAUGGAGUCACAACCAUUUGAAAUUGAACGACAGCAACAACUAUUUAACUCUUCUUCCAAUAAAGAAGAGAAAACUGAAAAGGAAGUCAAGAAAACAAAGAUCCGCAAUUCGGUUUUGAAGGAUUUUUCGUUGGUUAUGGAAUCACAGCCCAUUGUACAUGAAAACCAACUUGUGCAAGAUGGUUCGCUCUCUACCUCGACAGUCACAUCAACGACAACAACAAAACCUCUCCCAAUUAAACCUGAAAUAGCUCAGCAAAGAAUACAAGAAAACAACAAACUAGACUUAGGAAGUUCUCGCAUUAAUGAUUUUUCAUUUGUUCCAGAGUCACAACCUUUGGAAAAUUGCAAAUUGUGGCUACAAUGUAAGACAGAAUCAAAUAAAUCAAACAGUAACGCAGCUUCACAAAAUCUGAAUCCGACAAUACACAUUAACGAUUCAUACCUCAAAGAUUUAUCAAUGGCUUUGGAAGCCCCAGCACGGGAAAGUGCAAAGAAACAUCCACAAGAGCUACAAAAACUUGCUGUCGAGCCGAAAACACCAGCGCCAGCACCACCAUCUGUGAAACCUCUAAUGUUUUUAGAUUCGUAUAUGAAAGACUUCUCUGGCUUUCAAGGCCCGUCUGGUAAUAGAAUGAGCGCAAAAAAGAGCAGUACACGUCUAACUUUUUUUAAUGAUUCGAAAAAAGCGAGUGACCUCAUAAAUCCUAUGCUAACGGACGUUAACACCAAUAUAGAAACCAAAACAAGCGCUGCUCAAACGCCAAAUAGACUACUCUUCCUAGAACAAAAACCUCGUACGAGUAUACCUCACAAUCCGCUAAGUAUUCGCCUUUCCGGUGAAAAGUCCUUCGAGUUGAACGCGGAAACCGCUAUGUUCUCCACAAAUAUCAGCAUGAUUAAGAAUUCCACCUUGUUGCCACCUACCGAACUUAAUACCGUACAAGCGCCAACGCCAAUUAAGGAGUACUCAUUGCACAUAAAACAGGAAGAUAAUGUUUUUAAAACACCGCCACCGGCAGUAAAAUUGCCGCCAGCUCCGCCAAAUGCGCCAAACGUAUUAUCGCAAUCCAAUUUGCAGCAAGAAAAACGUACGAGUUAUUCUACAGAAACUAUGUCGGCAAAACAACAAUCAGCUACAAAAUCUUCGCUUUGCGAGAGUAAAAUACCACAACCAUUGGCCACUUUUCAAACAUCAGCUAAGAGCAUUACACAGCCAAUAGCAAUUGAUGUUCCCGAGGAUGGCGUUGAAGCUGAUGAAGCUGAGGCAGAAAUGAGUAUAUAUUUUAAGCACACGCCCAAGACACCGAAAAUUCAACAACAUAUUUGGAAUGAAAAAUCACCCUCUCCGAAAACGCCCUCACAGAAUGUCUACGUGCAUCGCGAAGUGGAUUUGAAUGCAACAGCUCAAAUUAUCGACAAUAACAAGGAAGAUCCGCAGGUCAAUCCUUUUAAUGGUUAUCUGCAAAAUGCCUUCUUAGAGCAAAUCGAAUUUAGCAACUACAUUGCCGGAUUGCCGACUUGCAUGUUGGUAGGACAUGUUUCGCGCCUAAAUAAUACAACCAAGCUGAAGGUCAACGAUGCUGUAUUUGAAGUGUUAAAAUUAGUAGGAGAGGGGGCCUACGGCGCAGUUUACUGUGGUGUGAAUAAUAAGACUGGAAAAAAGUAUGCGCUCAAGCAGGAGCGACCGCCUAAUUUUUGGGAAUACUAUAUCUGUUUGGAGGUGCACAGCCGUUUGAAUUCCGAUGAUUUGGUCUCGGCGUUUAUGAGUAUCGAUUAUGCGCUCAUAGGAAAUAACGCUAGCGUUCUAAUCUCACCAUUUUCAAAACAUGGCUCAUUAAUAACGGUUUGUAAUAAAAUUAAAAAGCAUACAUUGAGGAAUGUAGAUGAAUACGUCGUCAUGUUGUUAGCUUGUGAACUACUCAGCAUCAUUGAUCAUCUACACUCAAUUAAUAUAAUACAUGCAGACAUUAAAGCAGAUAAUUUUAUAUUGAUGAAGAAUUUAGAUUACCGCAGUAGUCAGUAUUCUUUACAACUAAUCGACUUUGGCGUAUCAAUAGAUAUGAAAUUAUUUGAGCGCGGGCAGACCUUCAAUUACGUCCACAAUGAAAAUGCCUUCAAGUGUGUGGAAAUGCGUGAAGGACGCCCGUGGACGUACCAAUUGGACUUAUAUGGCUUGGCAGGUGUCAUUCACGUCAUGCUCUUCGGUAAAUUCAUGGAUAUUGCACAACGUGCCAAUGGCAUCUGGAUGCAUAAGACGCAUGUGCCACGCUACAUUAAUCGCAACCUAUGGGAUUCAAUAUUUCAGUCUCUACUAAAUAUACGGGACUGUGGGUCGAUGCCAAAUUUGCAAAAUCUGCGUGCACUUAUUAAGGAAGACAUAGCGGAGAAGGAAAAGUUCGUACUGAGGAAGGUGGCCGAGUUCAAUGCAGCGUUAAGUGCUUGAAACUACGAAAAUUUAUUGAUUUCCCAAUGAAAUAUGCAGCAAGUAAUUUUGUAUUUCACAUAAUAAAUUAUAAGAUUUUACUAUACACAA